AUGGCAUCUCUUACACGUAUCGCGGUGGCGGCUGCAGUGGCGGUGGCGGUGUUAAUGGUGGCAGCGGUGAUAGGAGGAGCAGAGGCGCAGGCGGACAGCAGAUGCGCCAAUGGAGUGAGCAGGCUGACGGUGUGUGCACCGUUCGUGGUGGCAGGAAACAACUCUGCGCCCAGCUCCGAGUGCUGCUCGGCGCUAGGAGAAGUGGACCGUGACUGCCUUUGUAAUACUCUCCGUGUUGCCUAUCAGCUGCCUUCUCAGUGUCAGCUUCCUUCUUUCAAUUGCCCUUCUUCAGGAUCGAAAAUCGAAAAUCGAAAAUCGAAAAUGGCUGCAAUUGGACCAUUGAAUCACCUGCCCUCCGAAGUCCGAACCACGCUGUGA
This is a messenger RNA of Neltuma alba, 378 nucleotides long. Its product is annotated as protein MEN-8-like. Bases 1 to 378 code for a protein of 125 amino acids. The record is from RefSeq and is a predicted model, not a curated record. The transcript has 2 exons. Lineage: Eukaryota; Viridiplantae; Streptophyta; Magnoliopsida; Fabales; Fabaceae.